Tachysurus vachellii is the source of this 5911-nucleotide messenger RNA. RefSeq names its product calcium channel, voltage-dependent, L type, alpha 1S subunit, a (gene cacna1sa). Gene Ontology annotation, molecular function: voltage-gated calcium channel activity; calcium ion binding. Gene Ontology annotation, biological process: calcium ion transmembrane transport. NCBI's taxonomy places the organism in Eukaryota, Metazoa, Chordata, Actinopteri, Siluriformes, Bagridae. The transcript has 44 exons. Gene Ontology annotation, cellular component: membrane; voltage-gated calcium channel complex. The record is from RefSeq and is a predicted model, not a curated record.
GUAAAAGACAGACUGGUCUGAAGAGAGAAAGAAGGAUAAACAAAGAAGGAUUAUUUAAGACGGAGCCAGACUUCUCCAGUGUAGCGAUGGAGGGUGGAGGUGAGGCUCCCAUGAGCUCGUACAUCAUGGAUGAGGAGACACUGAAGAGGAAGCAGAGGGAGAAAUUAAAGAAGCUUCAGGCAACAGGAGGAAACCCUCGACCUGCUCGCUCGCUCCUCUUCCUCACACUGAAGAACCCGUUCCGUAAAGCCUGCAUCAGCAUUGUGGAGUGGAAGCCAUUUGAGAUCAUCAUUCUUCUAACCAUCUUUGCUAACUGUGUGGCUCUGGCUGUGUUCAUGCCAAUGCCAGAGGAGGACACGAACAACACCAACAGCAACCUGGAGAGUUUGGAGUACAUCUUCCUCAUAAUCUUCACACUGGAGUGUUUCCUGAAGAUUGUGGCGUAUGGACUGCUCUUCCAUGCUGAUGCAUAUUUACGAAACUGCUGGAACAUUCUGGACUUCGUCAUAGUGACCAUGGGUCUCUUCACUAUAGUAGUGGACUUCAUUAAUAAUAUCAGUGGUGUUGAGGCUCCAGUAGAACAGAAAGGUGGAGGGUUUGAUAUGAAAGCUCUCAGAGCAUUUAGGGUGCUGAGGCCUUUACGGCUAGUCUCAGGAGUCCCAAGCCUGCAGGUGGUGAUGAGCUCCAUUCUCAAGUCCAUGCUGCCACUUUUCCACAUCUCACUGCUUGUAUUCUUCAUGGUGACCAUCUAUGCCAUCAUUGGCCUCGAGCUGUUCAAAUGCAAGAUGCACAAAACCUGCCACUAUGAGGGAACUGAUAUCAUAGCCACAGUGGAGAAUGAAAAGCCCUCUCCGUGUGCUGAGGCAGGAAACGGGCGGCGCUGUGUUCUGAAUGGGACGCAGUGUAAACCAGGAUGGCCCGGACCCAAUAACGGCAUCACACACUUUGAUAAUCUGGGCUUCUCCAUGCUCACUGUGUAUCAGUGCAUCACCACUCAGGGCUGGACAGAUGUCCUCUACUGGGUGAAUGAUGCAAUCGGAAUGGAGUGGCCAUGGCUCUACUUCGUCAGUCUCAUUCUGCUGGGAUCAUUUUUUAUAUUAAACAUGGUGCUGGGAGUCCUGUGUGGUGAAUUCACCAAGGAGCGUGAGAAAAGCUCUCGGAGUGGAGAGUAUCAGCAGUUGCGUGAACGUCAGCAGCUAGAUGAAGAUCUGAAGGGUUACAUGGAGUGGAUCACUCAGGCUGAGAUCAUGGACCCUGACCAGGAGGGACAAGGUCUGCUGCCACUGCAGGAGAGAGGUUCAGAUACUGAGAGUCUGUACGAGUUGGAGGGUCUAAACAGACUCAUGUACUAUGUACGUCAUGCUCGUCGCUGGAAUCGGUUUUUCAGGAGAAAAUGCCACGUCUGGGUGAAAUCCAAGCUUUUCUACCGGCUCGUCUUUUUGCUGGUAUUCUUCAACACACUGGUCAUAGCCACGGAGCAUCAUCAACAGUCCAAGUCCCUCACUGACUUCCAAGAGAGUUCAAAUAAAGCCCUGCUGUCUCUGUUUGCGGUGGAGAUGGUGAUGAAGAUGUACGCUCUUGGCCUGCCGUCCUAUUUCAUGUCUCUGUUUAACCGAUUUGACUGUUUUGUCGUGUCUGUGGGGAUCCUGGAGCUCAUCUUGGUCCACAUGGGUGUAAUGUCCACUAUGGGCAUUUCAGUCAUGCGUUGCAUUCGCCUGCUGCGCCUCAUCAAAAUCACCAAGUACUGGACGUCUCUCAGUAAUCUGGUGGCUUCUCUGUUGAACUCGGUUCGCUCCAUCGCAUCUCUCCUGCUUCUCCUUUUUCUCUUCAUUGUCAUCUUCGCUCUGCUCGGCAUGCAGGUGUUCGGCGGAAAAUUCAACUUCCCUGACCAGAAGAUUAGACGGAGCAACUUUGACAAUUUCCCUCAGGCACUCAUCACCGUCUUCCAGAUCCUGACAGGGGAGGACUGGAACACUGUGAUGUAUGAUGGUAUCAUGGCUCAUGGAGGUCCUGUGAUGCCUGGCAUCCUUGUCAGCAUAUACUUCAUUGUUCUUUUCAUUUGUGGCAACUAUAUCCUGUUGAAUGUGUUCUUGGCCAUAGCAGUGGAUAACCUGGCCGAGGCUGAGAGUCUUACUUCUGCCCAGAAAGAAAAGGCAGAGGAAAAGAAGCGUAAAAAGAUGCUCAGAUCUAAAGCGUCUGAUAAAGGAGAUGAAGAUAAAGCGCUGGCUAAAAAACUUGCAGAACAGCGAGCAAAGACAGAGGGGAUUCCAACCACAGCAAGGCUGAAGGUGGAUGAGUUUGAGUCCAAUGUAAACGAGAUUAAAGACCCUUUCCCCCCAGCUGACUUUCCAGGUGAUGAUGAGGAGGAGGAGCCUGAGAUCCCCACCAGUCCGAGGCCUAGGCCCAUGGCUGAUCUGCAGCUGAAGGAGACGGUGGUGCCGAUGCCUGAGGCCAGCUCAUUCUUCAUCUUUGGGCCACAGAACAAGUUCAGGAAGCUGUGCCACCGCAUCAUCAACGCUACAACAUUUACCAACAUCAUUCUCCUCUUCAUCCUGCUGAGCAGCAUCUCUCUGGCAGCUGAGGACCCCAUUGACCCGCUGUCCUUCAGAAACCAGGUUUUGGCAUACGCAGACAUCGUCUUCACCUCUGUCUUCACAGCUGAGAUUGUGCUGAAGAUGACAACGUAUGGUGCUUUCUUACACAAAGGCUCCUUCUGCAGGAACUCCUUCAACAUUCUGGACCUGAUCGUAGUUGGAGUAUCACUGCUCUCCAUGGGGAUGGAGUCUAGUGCUAUCUCAGUAGUGAAGAUCCUGCGAGUGCUCAGAGUCCUGAGACCUUUACGAGCCAUAAACAGAGCAAAAGGACUGAAGCAUGUGGUUCAGUGUGUGUUUGUGGCCAUUAAGACAAUAGGGAACAUUGUCCUGGUCACCAUGCUGCUGGACUUCAUGUUUGCCUGCAUCGGAGUUCAGCUGUUCAGGGGUAAAUUUUACACCUGCACAGAUCCACUGAAGAUGACAGAAGCAGAGUGUAGGGGGACAUUUAUCUAUUACCAGGACAACGCUCUGCACGAGAUGGUGAUGCGCAAGAGGAAGUGGAUUAACAGUGACUUAAACUUUGAUAAUGUGCUGAAUGGCAUGCUGGCACUUUUCACUGCCUCCACUUUCGAGGGUUGGCCAAAGCUGCUGUAUAAAGCCAUUGAUUCCAAUAAGGAGGAUGUUGGCCCUGUGUACAAUAACCGAAUUGGGAUCUCCAUCUUCUUUAUUGUCUAUCUCAUCCUCAUCGCCUUCUUCAUGAUGAACAUUUUUGUUGGCUUUGUGAUCGUCACCUUCCAGGAGCAGGGGGAGCAGGAAUACAAGAACUGUGAGCUGGACAAGAACCAGCGCCAGUGUGUGCAGUACGCUCUGAAGGCCCGCCCACUCCGAUGCUACAUUCCCAAAAACCUAAAUCAGUAUAGAGUGUGGUACAUUGUGACUUCUUGCUACUUUGAGUACCUGAUGUUCCUUCUCAUCAUGCUAAACACCAUGUGCCUGGGGAUGCAGCACUGUAAUCAGUCGGAGCACAUCACUCACCUGUCUGAUAUGCUAAACGUCAUCUUCACUGUUCUCUUCACCGUCGAGAUGAUCCUUAAAGUUGGAGCCUUCAAAGCCAAGGGUUAUUUUGGAGACCCGUGGAAUGUGUUUGACUUUGUCAUUGUUGUUGGCAGCAUCGUUGAUGUCAUUCUGAGUGAGAUUAACGUAGGUUUUAAUCAUCAUCAUCAUCUUCACUGAUACAAAGCUGAUUUAAAUUCACAAUGACAACAACGCUGAAACACCCCCCCUCCCCCACAGGUGGCCCUGGCUGCACAGGGAGGUCUGUACUGUCUGACUGGCUGUGAGGAAGUGAACCCGAUGCAGGAGAUUGCAGACUCUGAGAACAUGAGUGUGUCCAUCACACUGUUCCGUCUGUUCCGUGUGAUGCGCCUGGUGAAGCUACUGAAUCGGUUUGAAGGAAUUCGAAACCUACUGUGGACCUUCAUCAAGUCCUUCCAGGCUCUACCAUAUGUAGCACUGCUCAUCGUCAUGCUCUUCUUUAUCUACGCUGUCAUAGGCAUGCAGGUGUUUGGGAAGAUUGCGCUGAUUGAUGGAACAGUGAUUAAUCGUAAUAAUAAUUUCCAGACAUUUCCACAAGCUGUGCUGCUCCUGUUCAGGUGUGCUACAGGGGAGGCGUGGCAGGAAGUGAUGUUGGGAUGUUUAUAUGGUCAGCGCUGUGACCCCAAAUCAGAUUAUCUGCCGGGGGAGGAGUUCACCUGCGGCUCAGGAUUCGCCGUCCUCUAUUUCAUGAGCUUCUAUAUGCUGUGUGCCUUCCUGAUCAUUAACCUUUUUGUGGCUGUCAUCAUGGAUAAUUUUGAUUAUCUGACACGUGAUUGGUCGAUCCUUGGGCUACAUCAUCUGGAUGAAUUUAAGAAAAUCUGGGCAGAAUAUGACCCCGAAGCCACGGGGCGUAUUAAACACCUGGAUGUUGUAACCCUGUUGAGGAGAAUUCAGCCUCCUCUGGGCUUUGGCAAGUUCUGCCCUCACCGCGUUGCCUGCAAGAGGUUGAUCUCCAUGAACAUGCCGUUAAACAGUGAUGGGACUGUGACAUUUAACGCCACACUGUUCGCACUCGUGCGCACAGGACUGCGCAUCAAAACUGAAGGAAAUUUCCAGCAGGCUAAUGAGGAGUUGCGAGCCAUCAUUAAGAAAAUCUGGAAGAGGACAAGCAUGAAGCUGCUGGACCAGGUCAUUCCACCCAUCGGAGAUGACGAGGUGACAGUAGGGAAGUUCUAUGCUACGUUCCUGAUCCAGGAGCAUUUCAGGAAGUUUAUAAAGCGACAGGAAGAAUAUUAUGGGUACAGACCAAACAAGAAUAAAAAAACCACCAAUGAAAUUCAGGCUGGCUUGAGGAGUAUUGAGGAAGAAGCAGCUCCCAAGCUGCAGAGAGCAAUUUCUGGGGAUCUGAUGGAUGACGAUGAGAUGGAGAGGGUGAUGGACGAAGCAGCAGAACAUGCAAUUUACAGGCGUGCAGGCGGCCUGUUCGGGAAUCACGUGGACUCUUUCUCACUGCAGUGUGGAGGAGCUGCUCACACUCAGGUUGUGAGUCAGCGUCCACUACAGAUCAGUGACACCAGAGCACAGGACACUGACGCAGCACCUCCAGUCACUAUACACAACUACACACAAUACAAUUACACACAAUACACAAACAAUAACAACAACAGCACACAAAGUGAAAUCCAUUUCCCAGCAUGCACUAGUCAGGACGUACAGGGCCCAGUGAGUGCUACAGGUCUGCUCAUCCAGGAGGUGUUGGACGCAGGGGGCGUGGCUUGUCUCGCUGCUGAUCAUCACUUUGUUAGUGUGAUGAAGGAGGAAAUGGCUGCAGCUCUGCAUAUAAACAUGCAAGAAAUCGAGAGAAAAGCAGCAACCAUGUUGAACACACCUGCAAGGAGAAAAGCCACGUCCCUUUCCAGGUGUUCUGAUGUCUCAUACGUUCAUGUGUGAAAAUUAUUAUCAGUGUCAAAACAGACGAGUUUCUGUAUUAUUUAAAUAAGUAAUUAAUGCUUAUGAAAUUUGAUUCUAUUAGAUAACAAUAUACAGUAAGGAAUAAAUCUAGAGUGUAUUUUUGUCAGUUUUGUGUGUGUGUGUGUGUGUGUGUGUGAGAGAGACAGAGAGAGAGAGAGAGAGAGAGAGAGAGAGUGUGUGUCAUCACCUGUGUUGCUGUUUCUGGCACUAAAACCUUGUGAGUUCCAAUGCCAACAAAUCUUUAAUACAUUAGAUUUUUCUUCUUCUUCUCCUCCUCCUCAUCAUCACAGACUGUGACACUCGGCUCAGUCUCAUUCUCCUAAAUGUAAAUGUAGUUUUUUCCUCUUUCACAGUUUAUUAGUUUACAUAUC